Messenger RNA from Saccostrea echinata, 4169 nucleotides. Its product is annotated as macoilin-like. Gene Ontology annotation, cellular component: rough endoplasmic reticulum membrane. Bases 149 to 2041 code for a protein of 630 amino acids. Gene Ontology annotation, biological process: neuronal signal transduction. The record is from RefSeq and is a predicted model, not a curated record. NCBI's taxonomy places the organism in Eukaryota, Metazoa, Mollusca, Bivalvia, Ostreida, Ostreidae. The transcript is spliced from 12 exons.
UUCGGAACUUUAAUUGCCCAGGCGCAUGCGGUAAAUAGGUUGACAAGAGCAGAAGACAAUACACAAUAUUUCUGUUUGUUUACAGAUUAUAACGUGGAAAGUACAUGUCCACAAGUGGUUACAACAUUUUCACAGAUUGUCUGAAAAUAUGAAGAGGAGAAAUGCCGAUUGUAGUAAAAUACGACGCCUUCCAAAGCGGAGCAAAAUAACGGAAGGUUUCUACGGAAGCACAUUUCUGUACCUGAAGUUUCUUAUGGUGUGGGCCCUUGUUCUAAUGGCAGAUUUCAUUCUGGAGUUCCGGUUUGAGUACUUGUGGCCAUUCUGGUUGCUGGUUCGAAGUGUUUAUGACUCCUUUAAAUAUCAAGGCCUGGCUUUCUCAGUUUUCUUUGUUUGCAUUGCUGUCACAUCAGAUGUAGUGUGCUACCUGUUUAUCCCCGUACAAUGGCUUUUCUUUGCUGCCAGUACUUAUGUAUGGGUGCAAUAUGUUUGGCAUACAGACAGAGGAAUAUGUCUUCCGACAGUAUCAUUAUGGCUUUUAUUUGUUUAUAUUGAAGCUUCAGUUAGACUCAGAGAACUCAAGAAUUUACCAUUUAAUCUAGAUUUAUGUCGACCAUUUGCAGCUCAUUGCAUUGGUUAUCCAGUUGUCACAUUAGGUUUUGGUUUCAAAAGUUAUAUAUCAUAUAAAAUGAGAUUGCGGAAGCAAAAAGAGGUACAAAAAGAAAAUGAAUUUUACGUCAAUUUAAUACAGCAAGCACUGCCAACAGAAUUACAGAAUCAGUAUAUUGAAAAACAGAAAGCUUUACCUUCAAAGUCAGAGGAGGAAGAAAUCUCACAAAAUGGGGAUGUUGGAGGAAAAGUGAACACAUCAAAUAAAAGUGACCAAAAGUCACCUCCAAAAGACAUUAAUGAAGAUGAAGAGUUAGAAUUUAUAGAACAGAUACCGCCCAAAUCUAAGACAGAUGUCAAUCAGUUCCAAGACGAGACAGCUGAUAAUAUUUUAAAUGACCAACAUGUCAAGUCCUAUAAAGCAAAUAGUGUGAAUAAAACCUCAAACACCUCAAGUAAACUCAACAGUUCUAAAGACAAUAAAAAAGGCAAAAAUAAUAAUACAAAGGAUAUCAACACUACAGCCAGCUUUAGUAAUAACAGAGAUGAAGUUAUAUCUAGAUUAGAGAGUGAUAUUAAAAAAUUAAAAGCAGACCUUCAGUCUAGUCGAAACACAGAGCAGGAACUCCGAUCUCAAAUGAACUCAUAUAUUUCUGGAGACAAAUCCUUACGCUCAGAUAUAUAUCAACUUCAACAGGAUAAUGAGAAUUUACAGAACAAAUUACAUAAUCUUGUCACAAGUAGGCAGCAAGACAAACAGAAUAUAGCCAGCUUAGAAAAGAAAAUUAACGAAGAAAGGAAAAUAAGGGCUGGAAUAGAAUUACAACUCGGUGCCGAACGGAAAGCCAAGAAAGCAGAAGAAGCGGCAGCAGCACGAGCGGUAGCUCUAGCCACAGCUGCUUCAGCUCAGAGGGCUGAAUGCACAGAUGUUUGUAAACAAAGACAGAGAAAUAUAGAAAAUGAUAUCAAACAGCUCAAAAGGGACCUUAUGCUUCGAGAGGAACAAUAUAGACAGUUAGAAUAUGAGAAUCAGAAUCUUCGACAGUACAAGGAUCAACAGAAUGAAACAGAAGUACUCAUGUCAGCACUUUCAGCAAUGCAGGACAAAAACACUCAUUUAGAAAACAGUCUCAGUGCUGAAACUCGCAUCAAAUUAGACCUGUUCAAAGCAUUGGGGGAAGCUAAACGACAGAUUGAUUUAAUGAAAGAGCUCCACCAGGAGAAAGACAAAGAAUGUGCAGACCUAAGAUCUAAAAUGACAGAGGCUAUGGCACUGACCAUGAUGCCAACAUCGAGUUCUCCAGCCAUGAAUGGAGUGGCUGACCUCUCCCCGACUCCCUUGUACUCGGCUCCCUACAACAUGAAGGAGGAGAUGAUCAUGAAGUCCAAUCUGAACCCUAAUGCCUCAAACUACACACCAAAAACCACCAUGUAGGCCAGCCAGUGUGGAAUCUGGAACUUUUUUUUUUUUUGGAAAUACUAGGCUUGUCUUUUCAGUAGACUUAAACUCACAAAGAAUUCUUAUUUUGUACUCCCUUUAAAAGAAAAUGUUAAGAUUGGAAGCAAUGAGUCUUUAAUUUCACUGAGGUCAGACAAAAAAUAUAAUGUUUGUAUCUUUCGUAUUGAGGUAAGAUGUCGAUUAAGGUCUGAUGACACGUUGCUUGAAUAUCUGUUUUGUAUCUCUUCGUAAUAUACAACAAAUUAAUCAUAAUUAUCAUUGUCUUGUGAUUUUUAAACUGUUUUUAAAAUGUCUAAGCAGAUAUAGAUACCAAAAAUGUGAUAUUUGCAAUGCUAUUGAUUUUCAAUAUGAUUAUAAGUAAAUAGGAUCCUCUGGUAUCUUGUACAAAUGCCUGGUAAGGUGCCUUAAUUUUUUGUGAGGAAUUUGGUUAAAGUAGCAAUAUUUCAGUGACAAAUUCUUUGAAAAAAAUAUAUAUUAUUGAGGAAUGUGUCAUCUGACCUUAAUGAGUAGAGUAAUAUUAAUAUGUGAAAGUUGUUUUUAAGUAGAUUUUGUUCUAAAUAAUAUGAUAUUUUCAUCAUAUUAUUUCUCUCACCAGUAAUGAGCCAAUUGGGAAUUUACAUGCAUGUGCAUACAAAUUUUUUUUCUUUAAAGUCUCUUUGAUUCAAAUUUUAACAUUUUACUUUGAGGGAGUUGAAGUAUAAAGCAUUUAUUUCAAUUAAAACACAUUUUUUGUUCAAAACUGUGGACUGCUGAUGUGAAUUUUGUUAAUGGACAGGUAUCCAAAGUGUUCAAUAUUUAAUUUUAAUUUGUCUCAGAUAGAGUAGAGCUAUUUAUUGCACUUCUUACAAGCUAAAGCCAAUCCUUGACUGUGUCAUCUCUAUAAGCAUUCGAGUAAGGACAACAUUUUUGAAAGUAUUGCUACUUGUCAAUUGAAAUGGUAGAUUUAUUGCGUGUAAUUCAGAAGACAACUGUUAAGUUCACUUUAAUAAUUUCUCAACCUGAUUUUCUCUGAGGAAAGCAUUGUUCACAUGCUGACAUGAAAACUUCAUCCAUUUUAAAUUAUCUGUAUAUUGUUUUAAUUCAGAGCUUUAUGAUGAGACUAGGUCUUGAAACUAAAGUAAAUGGGAGAAAAGAUUCCUGUUUUUUUUUUUUUGUUUUUUUUUAAUUAAUCUAGGAAAAACAGGAUUUUCAAAGUUGUUAGAGAUGCAUGCUACAAACAAACCAAAAAAACAAACAAACAAAAAAUAAUUAUUAAGAAAUUGUAAACUUUCUAUGAUAUUCAAAAUUCUACCUUUUUGCCAUCACCCUUAUACAUGUAAGAAUUAUCAGGGAGAGUAGGUUGAUAUGAAGUUGGAAAACUGACUUAAUCAGUUGGUCUUUCUGGAUAAACAUAUCAGUGACUGUAAUGACUUUUUCUGUAUGUUUUUAUCUUACUUUAACACAAAGAAUAGGAUAUUCCUAAUCAACUGCUUUGGUACAUAUCACUGAGAUCUUUUUGUAAGUUAUUAAUAAGCCACACCCCAUGACAUUUCUAACAAUACUUCUGCAGAGAAAAUUUGGAAUUUGUAACUAUUUUAAGUUGGGCCUUUCUUUCUGUAUGAUAUUUUUUGAGUUAUUUUCCAAAGAAAAUGCUUUGACACUUGUAUUGAAGAAGAAAAGUUCCUCCAAGAACUUGAUAUUUUUCUUAUAUGUCUUCCCCUGACUGUAGUAUUUAAAGUGACCAAUCAAAUUCAAAACAUAAAACAGAGGCAUUUUUACUACUUAAGAUCAAAAUAUUUAUGAAGGUAUCAGACUCUUGCUUUUCUGGGAGUGUUUGUACAGAGUGAUCUGCCCUGUUGUGGUCUUUGUCUUUAUAUGCUACAGUCCUGGGAAGAUAUAACACCCUAUAUGUUUAGUUAUUGUGACUGUAACCCUGUGGUUGUUUUUGCUUUGUAUCAUUAGUUUUUGGUGUUCAUAACCUCCAGAAAGGGAGGUCACCUCAGAGGGAGGUCAAGGUUAAGUGCUGUGGAAGGUACCACAUAUUGUCCAGCUGCUCUAAGGACAGAGACAGUGGAUAAAAAUGCCCUGAACUUGCUGCCAGAAAUAAAAGCUAGCAAAUAUCAAA